This is a messenger RNA of Rhipicephalus microplus (southern cattle tick), 1266 nucleotides long. Its product is annotated as glycine receptor subunit alpha-2. Lineage: Eukaryota; Metazoa; Arthropoda; Arachnida; Ixodida; Ixodidae. Gene Ontology annotation, biological process: monoatomic ion transmembrane transport. Gene Ontology annotation, molecular function: extracellular ligand-gated monoatomic ion channel activity; transmembrane signaling receptor activity. The record is from RefSeq and is a predicted model, not a curated record. Gene Ontology annotation, cellular component: membrane.
AUGCAUGUACCGGGCUUGGGCGACAUCACCAAAAAAGUCCAGGACGGUCUGCUGAUCGUGGGCCAGAUGGUGUUCGAGAGCAACCAGCUACAGAGUCGGUCCACGGUGCUGCGUCUCCUGGAGGCCAGCCCAACCGCAUGCUCAGGGCGUGGUCUUGGCACCACGUCUCUGCCAACGGAAGUGACAGUGUUUCUGGAUGUAUAUGACAUGGGUCCUCUCAAUUCAGCGAGUAUGGACUACGACCUGGACGCGUACCUACAACAGUCGUGGUACGACCCUCGGCUGAGCUUGCUCCGGUUCGGCAUCAACGAAACGGUCAUGCUGAGCGGCGAGGCCAUCACGGCGCUCAUCUGGAAGCCCGACCUGUACUUCGUCAACGCCAAGCGCGCCACCGUCCACGACGUCACGGCGCCGAACGAGUUAGUCCAGAUAACUCCUGACGGCUACGUUCUCUACGGGGUGAGGGUGCGCCUCAAGCUCUCCUGCCAUAUGUAUUUUCAUCUAUUUCCUCUGGACAGACAAAAGUGCUUCGUCAUCAUUAGACCUUAUGCACAAAGGAAUGAUCAAACAAGAAUUUCUUGGGCACGUGACAAACCCGUUUCGAUGGAGUUUGACAUACAAAUGGAGGAAUUCGACCUGGUUGGCUUCUACACAGGACAGUUUGUUGAGCGGCGACAAAUAGGUACCUUCAGCACCUUGAACGUGACGUUCCUACUGCACCGCCGAAUUGAGUUCCACUUGAUACAGAGCUACUUCACCACCUGCCUGGCCGUGUUCAUCUCGUGGGUGCCCUUCUACAUCACCAUGGUGCUGCCGCAAAUUCGCGUGGCCAUCGGCUGCACGACACUGCUUACCGUGCUGUCAAUCAUGUCAUCGGUUCGCACGGUCGCUCCUCGUGUCUCUUACGUGAAGGCCAUCGACGUCUGGGCGACCCUGUGCAUCAUAUUCAUCUUUGCUGAGCUCGCAGAGACCACUCUCGUCCACUACAUGAUACGUAUGAAGCUCAGGCCUCGCAUCAUGCGAAGGGUGGACUUCGGUAUCGCCAAUCUUCUGCACUACGUCCGCCACGGCUACCCGACGGACGACUUCCUGCUCAAACUGGACUCCCAGAGCAAGCUCGAACUCCAUCGAAACCAGAAGAGAGCCGAGGCCAUCGACAGAGCCAGUCGUUACAUGUUUCCCCUGUGUUUCGCGUUCUUGAACCUGGUCUACUGGCUGUAUUACACAGACCAACGAUACGAGAAUUACUACAUCAGCUCCAUGUAG